Cephus cinctus (wheat stem sawfly) is the source of this 1555-nucleotide messenger RNA. RefSeq names its product trypsin. The transcript has 5 exons. Gene Ontology annotation, biological process: proteolysis. The record is from RefSeq and is a predicted model, not a curated record. Lineage: Eukaryota; Metazoa; Arthropoda; Insecta; Hymenoptera; Cephidae. Bases 138 to 1046 code for a protein of 302 amino acids. Gene Ontology annotation, molecular function: serine-type endopeptidase activity.
CAAUGCUUAUCGACCUCGAAGUUUCUGGAAGAAAUGUCUUUCUCAACUUCCGGUAGCACUUCAACCGGAUAUCAAAGACGUAAAACCAGUCUAAUCGAACAAGUAAUUCAGAGACAAGGUUUGCAAAUGGGUCGCAGAUGCGUUUUAUGAAUCAGUCGAAGCUCGUCAUUAGUUCAGCGAUGUGUAAAAAGAUUGUCCUGACACUUUUAAUUCUAUUUGUCAAAAUAUGUUCAGGGAUCAACGAAACUCACGUGACACCGCCGUUAGCGGAAAGACCGACAAGGAUAGUUGGCGGGAAGAACGCAGAAAAAGGAAGACAUCCGUGGCAAGUUUCUGUGCACUAUGGUGAUCGUUCACGUGAAUUGCCACCAAGGCACGUAUGCGGUGGCAGUUUAUUGACAGCCGGCUGGGUACUGACAGCAGGCCACUGUAAAACCCUGGCGCCCAAAAGAGCUUCCGGUCAAUUUAUAAUACUAGCGGGAAAAUACAAACUCGGCAUAAUGGAAGACACCGAGCAAAGUAGAUUAGUAAGAAGAACAUUCGUAUAUCCAGAAUAUCCAGGGACAGUGGCGCCUCACGACAUUGCCUUAAUGAAGCUGGAACGUCCAUUCGACCUGAAUCCAUUUGUUUCCACGGUCUCUUUACCCUAUCCCGAAAUCAUUCCUACUGGAGAUGCCAUGUUGACCGGAUGGGGUAGUAUAGGCAGAACGAGAGCUCCGGAAAAUCCGGAAAUCCUCCAGGCGGCCAUUUUACCCAUUUUAGACUACAAUACAUGUAAACAUGCUCUGGACAAAGCUCUUCGCCAAGAUGGUCCCAAUCCUCUUCAUCCGACAAACAUCUGCACGGGACCGUUAGACGGGAGCCUAUCGGCAUGCAAGGGCGACUCAGGCGGUCCGUUGAUUACAAUAAACUUAUUCGAUCAAGCUGAAGUCGUUGGCGUCGUUUCCUGGGGCUUAUUUCCAUGUGGCGCAAGAAAUGCACCCUCCGUGUACACCAGGGUAUCAGCAUACGUUACCUGGAUUCAUCGAAUUAUGUUAAAUUAUUGAUCAGGCGUUUUGAAAUGAAAAAAAAAGUAAAUAGGAUAUUCACUGGAAAUUGAAUGAUUACCUUUGAUUCAAAGUAUUGUACGAUUGUAAAUGACCUUAUCUUCUCAAGUUCAUUGACCUCGCGAUGACUCCUUCCUGUUCACUCUGAAUUCGUCUCAGGCGUUCGUAUACGUCGCGUCACGAGGUAGACGGUAAAACCGGUUCUGGCAGAAAUGCGAAUUAACCAAGUUUUGCCAGGGACCUGAUCCGGCGUUAACAUCGCAGAAAGAUUCUCCUUGCGAAUACAGCCAUUAUAAAUUUCUACCGUUACAUCCACAUGGUAUAUUGUACGUAGGUUAAUUAUAUACGUGAUACGGAUAAUCAUUAUACGUGUGAUAUAUUCAUGAUAUAUUUUAUUUAAUAAAAUACAAUAUGAAAUAACACGUUACCUGAUUACUAUUGUUAUGCUUAUUAUCAUCAUCAUUAUCAUUAUUAUUAUAUGUAUAUAUAGGAUAUUUCGAGGCUCCUGG